AGCGAUUGGGCUCGUCUGGGCAGCUGGCGCGCCUCAAAGAAGCACCAAUUGACGUCGACGUCGAGAUGCCGGAUAACAACGAGCGGCCUCCUGCCACGCCCAGCAAAAUCGGUCGUACCACCAAGGCUGGUGAGAAGAGGGCUAACGUGAAGAAGGGUGGUGAGAAGAAGCCUGGCGAGAAGAAGACAAGCGGCAAUAAGCGUAAACGGACAGCCGAUGAUGAGUUGAGCCCUAAUACCCCUAAGCCCCAGCCUCAGCCUCGGUCUUGUCGAGCAGCUAACAAUAUGCCACCUACCAAGGACACAGAACUAGUUGAGCCCGGUGAUGAUGACCUGGCCGACCCUGACAAUACAGCUAGUGGAAAGGUCAAGAAGUCUACUGGUGGUGCAGGUCGAGGGGGGCGGGGUGGAGGCAGUAGAGGCAAUGGAGGCAUUAGAGGCAGCAGAGGCAAGGGCCGGUCCUAAAUAAUAAAUUAGUUAUGUGGCAGUGCGUAGGGACGGAUUUGGGUCGGGUCUGC
Messenger RNA from Lindgomyces ingoldianus, 517 nucleotides. RefSeq lists its product as uncharacterized. The coding region runs from base 66 to 464 and encodes 132 amino acids. Lineage: Eukaryota; Fungi; Ascomycota; Dothideomycetes; Pleosporales; Lindgomycetaceae. The transcript has a single exon. The record is from RefSeq and is a predicted model, not a curated record.